Linnemannia hyalina is the source of this 1350-nucleotide messenger RNA. The record is from the annotation of a GenBank genome assembly. NCBI's taxonomy places the organism in Eukaryota, Fungi, Mortierellomycota, Mortierellomycetes, Mortierellales, Mortierellaceae.
AUGGCUGCCCAGUAUGAUCUCACCUCCAAGAUGAUCCCCUUCUUGGAUCUCCAUCUCGUCUUCCCCCUCUUGGAGUUCCUCGAGAUCAACGAGCUCUUCUACACCCCUACCACCCUGUUGGAGGCCCGUUAUGAGCUGUCCCUGAAGACCAGCAUGAUCGACCUUAUCGACAAGCUUCACGGCGAGUUGAAGGAUGCCGGCGUUACCACCGCUCCCAUUGAGCUUGUUGAGAGACGCAAGGAGGUCUUGGAGAAGUUGAUGAACUCCCAGGCCGAGGCUCAGAAGGUCAUGGAUGUCAUUGAGAACCCCGAGGUUAUCAACGCCCUUCGUCAGGACAAGCUCCAGAACUUGCAGUUCUUGAAGGACAACUACGGCAUGACCGCUGAGAUGAUCCAGACCUUGUACAAGUUUGGACAGUUCCAGUACAGCUGCGGAAACUAUGGUGGUGCCGCUGAUAUGUUGUACCAUUACCGCGUUUUGUCGACUGAUGACACUCUCGGACUCUCUGCUCUCUGGGGCAAGUUGGCUUCUGAAAUCUUGGUCGGAAACUGGGAGGUCGCUUUCGAGGCCGUUCAGGAGUUGAAGGAGAUCAUCGACAAGACUCACUUUGCUUCGCCUCUUCACCAGUUGGAGCAGCGCACCUGGUUCCUUCACUGGUCCCUGUUCGUCUUCUUCAACCACCCCAAGGGGCGUGAUGCUGUUGUCGACCUUUUCCUCCAGCCUGCCUACAUCAACACCAUCCAGACUUCGUGCCCAUGGAUUCUUCGUUACCUCACUGCCGCCGUUGUCACCAACAAGCGCCGCAAGAACUUGCUCAAGGAGCUCGUCAAGGUUAUUGAGCAUGAGACCUACCAGUACCGCGACCCCAUCACCGAGUUUGUUGAGGCUCUCUACGUUAACUUUGAUUUCGACCUCGCCAAGCAGAAGCUCGCCGAGUGCGAGGAGGUUCUCGAGAACGACUUCUUCUUGGUCGCCAUUCAGGAGGAUUUCAUCCAGAACGCCCGUUGCUUCAUCUCGGAGACUUACUGCAGGAUUCACCAGAAGAUCGAUGUCGCUGAGUUGUCCCAGACUUUGAACAUGACCAAGGAGGAGGGUGAGAAGUGGAUUGUCAACUUGAUCAGGGAUACCAAGGUCGAUGCCAAGAUCGACUACAAGGAGAACACUGUCUUGAUGAACAACAACACCCAAUCGGUCUACCAGCAGAUCAUUGAGAGGACAAAGGGUCUUUCUUUCCGCUCCCAGGUCUUGGCCACCUCGAUCGAAAAGCGUGAGGCUGCCCAGAUCAAGGCAGCACAGCACGAGAAGAACCACCCCUCGACUGCCGUCUCAGAAACCGCCACCAAGGCUUAA